AUGACUGCUGCGAAAUUGACACCGUUGAAGCCCAUUCCGACCAAACACAUCGACCCCGAUUUAGCAAAAACCCCCGAGGAUGCCAGCGUCAAUUUAGUGUUGAAUAUUAAGAAAUGGCUAAGGUGGACGCAAAAAUGGUCUUUAUUCCCUCUAGUAACGUACUUUCCGUUACACGGUAUCAAUGCCCUAAUAAUUCCUGCUCUUGAGCCCUCCUCUUUUCCAAACGAUGCUUUAAUGAUGGUUAGAGAACUCACAUCUGGACUUGGAUCUAAGUUGAUUUGGACUGGGAUAUCAAUACAUAUAUUAUCCGGAUUUGCCUUGAGAAUAAUGAGGAAGCUGCCUACUUCUUCGAAAACACAUAAUGCCGAAUCCUUGCUGGAUACUCAGUCACUUGCACAAUCUAGAAUUGGUCUUGUAGGUGGUUUAAGUGGGUACUUUAUUGGGAUCAAGAGAAACCUUCAAUAUAAUCCACAAGAGCUUACAGGAUGGUUGUUAACUCCAGUAUUAUUCUUUCAUGGUGCCCUCAUGAAAUGGCUGCCAAAUACGGCGAAAGUUGAUAUAGACUUUGAUUUUGUCAAAUGGCUACUAGAUAAAGACAGAGGUGCUUUGGUGAGGAUAGGUCUCGGAUAUGGCCCCUUGGUUGCUCUUAUUGGUUUAGGAUCGUAUCAUAUUAUCGCUGGAACCGUUCAAUAUAUGCAUGUCCGUAGUCUAAAGACUCGUAAAAGAAUAAUGAACUUCAUAUUGCUGCUUAUUUGUACCGGAUAUAUUGGAAUAAGCAGAUUGGGAUCAGAGAUCGUAUUCGGAAUGGACAAAUAUUAUAGACCAAUCCUAAGAACAUUGUCAUUAUCAUGA
Molecule: messenger RNA, 852 nt
Organism: Kluyveromyces lactis
Lineage: Eukaryota; Fungi; Ascomycota; Saccharomycetes; Saccharomycetales; Saccharomycetaceae
Gene: MCP1
Product: Mcp1p
Exons: 1
Coding region: 1-852 (283 amino acids)
Biological process (GO): lipid homeostasis; mitochondrion organization
Cellular component (GO): mitochondrial outer membrane
Source: RefSeq, a predicted model, not a curated record